Molecule: messenger RNA, 2253 nt
Organism: Leguminivora glycinivorella
Lineage: Eukaryota; Metazoa; Arthropoda; Insecta; Lepidoptera; Tortricidae
Gene: Stam
Product: signal transducing adapter molecule 1
Exons: 9
Coding region: 174-1511 (445 amino acids)
Biological process (GO): protein transport to vacuole involved in ubiquitin-dependent protein catabolic process via the multivesicular body sorting pathway
Cellular component (GO): ESCRT-0 complex
Molecular function (GO): ubiquitin binding; phosphatidylinositol binding
Source: RefSeq, a predicted model, not a curated record
AAUGUCAAUGAAUUCUGUUGUCACAGAAGCGAUUCAUUGUUUUGUUGUUUUCUCCUAAAUCCCGUUGUUCAUCAUCAGCCGUUCUACAUUCAGCUCGGUUAGUUUUAAAUGAUUUGCGCGGAGUGAUCAAACACGACUUGAUGUGAAGUGGUUCGACAGUGUUCUAGAAAACAAUGGGGAUAUUCGGGAACUCAUCGCCUUUCGACCAAGAUGUCGAGAAGGCGACAAACGAGAACAACUCAAGUGAAGACUGGGCGCUGAUCCUAGAGAUCUGCGACCGCGCGGGCGCCGGGGCUACUGCGUCCAGGGACUGCCUCCGCGCCGUCACUAGGCGAUUGGCCCACACUGACCCUCAUGUGCAACUAAAGGCCGCGACCCUCCUCGAUGCGUGCGUCUCCAACUGCGGCCGCAAUUUCCUCCUAGAGGUCGCCUCUCGCGACUUUCUGCACGAGUUCCGUCGCCUGUUAGCUCGCGCUCAACCGCCUGUUGCGCGCCGACUAAGAGCGCUGUUGAGGAAAUGGGCUGAAAAUGAGUUUAAAGGCGAUCCUCAGUUAGAUCUCGUGCCUUCGCUGUAUUUGAAGCUACGUGUUGAAGGUCACGACUUCGAAACCACCGAGCCUGCCGCGGCCGCCCCCGCGCAGUCCGCCGCGUCGGCGGCCGCGGCGCGCGAGCACGACGAGCUCGCGCGCGCCAUCGAGCUCUCCCUGCGCGAGAGCGGCCAGGGCGCGAGCGGCGCGCUCUACCCCCGGGUCGACGACGCCGCGGCGCCCGCGCCCGCGCCCGCGCCGGUGCCCGCGCCCGCCGCGUCGGCGCCGAGGAAAGUGCGCGCGCUUUAUGAUUUUGAGGCGGCUGAGGACAAUGAGCUGACGUUUUUGGCUGGAGAGAUAGUGUGGGUGACGGACGCGAGCGACCCCAACUGGUGGAAGGGCAGCAACGAGCGCGGCGAGGGGCUCUUCCCCGCCAACUUCGUCAGCGCCGACCUCGAGCCGGCUCCAAAAGCCGAGUCGCGUUCAGGCAAAAGCGUCCAAUUCGCGACCUCCUCCGGUGCUAUUCAAGAGGAGGAAGAGGAGCCGGAAUUAGACGAAGCGGCGUUAGACGCGGCUCUACUGGCUCUGCACGAGGCCAGCCCUGAAGCCCCGGCUCCGGGGGAGGAAGACCUCGCUAGGCACGAGGCCCGAGCCCUCCGUCAAGCUGGAGUUGUAGACGCAGCGUUGCAGCGCGCCGACGCUCGCCACGCGCGCCUCACGCAGCUCUCCGCAGAACUCGUUGACGCGCUCAACCUGUACCAUCAUCUCAUGAGGGAGCCCCUCAAGCCUUACAACAUACCGCAGCCUCAUAUACCCGGGGUGCCGCCUGGCGUACCACCAGGCGUGCCGGGGCCAGGGCCAGGGCCAGGCCCGGCGCUGCCGCCGCACCUGCAGCAGCUGCACUACUUCCCGCCCCCGCCGCCCGGCGCGCACGCGCACGCGCACCUCCCGCCCGGCGCGCAGCCGCCGCAGCCCAGGUGCUGAGACCCCGGCCGCGUUGUUACGAUUUUACUUUACCGACUAUUGUUAAUCUUGUACCCGUAUUUAUUUCAAGUCGCACGUUAGUCGCAAAUCGCAUUCCGUGCCUCCGCGCACUGAUUGUACCUUAAAGGGUUAGGUUAGUUAAAAAAAUGUAUAUGAGACUAUUCGGAUGUAUUUAUGACAGUUCCUGAUAUAUCGUUUUUUUUUUAAAUGUCGGUGGUAGCAGAGCUGUGGCUGCCUAUUUGUCAAAUUUUAGACAACUUUAAGGUAAUUGUCAACGGAUCACUGCCUCUUGCAGUCUGUUUUGAAAUUACGCAGUUAGGCACUGGUCCCACCGCGAGCUGGUAAACUAUGAGCUAUGGCUAUAAAAACGAACAGAAGAUAAUCACUCCCGUGUAAAUAAAAGAGAUAUGGUGAAGUUUAUUGUUACUCGCCCAGCGGUGAACUAUCAAUAUCGCCGUGUCUCUUUUAUUUGCACGGGAGUGCUCAUCUUUUGUUUGUUUUUAUAGCUGAUAACUUAUGUCAUACUAGCUCGCGGUGGGACCAGUGCCUUAGAUAUCUAAAGAAUAACGAUGACAAAUGCUGGCUAUAAAUUCAUUCGAAUAAAGCUAUUUUAUUUCCCGUGUAAGAAAUAUUAGAGAUUAUAUUUAAAUUGUCGGAGUUGUUGAUGGAAAUAUUUUAAUCGAAAUUUGUCUGUAAGCAAGUUUGUGUAUAAUAAUGGACAUGCAAUAAAAGACUAUCAUUA